AUGACGGGAUGCUCGACCGACACCGCGAAAGUCAAAAACGUCCCCUUCGUGGAUGACGGAUUCCUCGCCGAAGGAACCAUUGACGUCAAGGUCGACUCUAGCGCGUACAAAAUCACCUCAUUGCGAGACGCUAUGAUCCGCAGUGCGGCAAUGGCAUCGAUGCACUCGGCUUCUGGAAAGAAUUGGUACAACGUCCAAUACGGUACUGAGGAAUUCAGAAAGCGAGGCGAUGAGUCUUGGUUAUCGGGAUUGGUCCCGUCCGUAUUUAAACGCGAGCAUCCGUACCAUGAAAGCUAUCACGGAACAUUCUGUAACAUGGCAGGAUUUGCAGGAGUUCAGUAUUACAGACCUUGGUGGAGACUGGGCCCUCCUGGACCUUCGGACUACAUUGACGUUGAAUAUUCAUUCGACUCUGGCGGUGGGGGCGACUUUGCAUGUGACCUCCUGACAGACUUUGUUGAUUCUUUUGCGAUUGUGCAGCCGAAGUUUGCUGUUGGGGAUAUUGAGCUGGCAGAGGCAGUCAAUGUUAUAUGCAAAGAGCAUAAGUGA
Molecule: messenger RNA, 549 nt
Organism: Penicillium cinerascens
Lineage: Eukaryota; Fungi; Ascomycota; Eurotiomycetes; Eurotiales; Aspergillaceae
Exons: 1
Coding region: 1-549 (182 amino acids)
Source: RefSeq, a predicted model, not a curated record